AUGACGCAAUCCCAACCCACCGCCGCUACUUCUCCUCCCUCUCGCGUCCUUCUCAUCUCCGCCGGCGCUAGCCACUCCGUCGCCCUUCUCUCUGGGAAUGUUGUGUGCUCGUGGGGUCGUGGAGAGGAUGGACAGUUAGGCCAUGGUGAUACCGAUGAUAGGCCUUUACCUACGCAGCUCAGUGCAUUGGAUGCUCAACAGAUAGAUUCCAUUGCCUGUGGAGCUGAUCAUACCCUUGCCUACUCCGAGUCACGCAAUGAACUCUAUAGUUGGGGAUGGGGUGAUUUUGGAAGGUUGGGUCAUGGUAAUUCUAGUGAUUUGCUCAUUCCUCAGCCUAUUAUAGCAUUACAAGGUCUAAGGAUAAGGCAAAUUGCCUGUGGGGAUACUCAUUGUUUGGCAGUUACCAUGGAAGGCCAGGUUCAGAGUUGGGGGAGGAAUCAAAAUGGUCAACUUGGACUUGGCACCACAGAGGAUUCUCUUGUGCCGCAAAAGAUUCAAACAUUUCAGGAAGUACCUAUCAAAAUGGUUGCUGCAGGUGCAGAACACAGUGUAGCUAUUGCUGAAAAUGGAGAACUGUAUGGAUGGGGUUGGGGCCGAUAUGGAAAUUUGGGAUUGGGAGAUAGAAACGAUCGCUGGAUUCCUGAGAAAGUUUCUUCUGUUGAUUGUGACAAGAUGGUCAUGGUUGCCUGUGGUUGGCGCCAUACGAUAUCUGUUUCAUCAUCUGGUGGCUUAUACACAUAUGGGUGGAGCAAAUAUGGCCAGCUAGGUCAUGGAAAUUUUGAGGAUUCUCUUGUGCCUCACAAGCUUGAAGCCUUGAGUGACAAGUUGAUCUCUAAGGUAUCAGGUGGUUGGAGGCAUAGUAUGGCACUUACAUCUACUGGAUUACUGUAUGGAUGGGGUUGGAAUAAGUUUGGACAGGUUGGAGUGGGUGACAAUGUUGAUCGCUGCUCUCCUGUUCAAGUGAAGUUCCCCCAUGAUCAGAAAGUAAUUCAGAUCUCAUGUGGGUGGAGACACACAAUUGCUGUAACUGACAAGAACAAUGUAUAUUCUUGGGGAAGAGGCACAAAUGGGCAACUUGGGCAUGGGGAUACCAUUGACCGGAAUUCUCCAAAGAUUAUUGAGGCAUUGAGUGUGGAUGGAUCUUCUGGGCAGCAAAUAGAAUCCUCAAACACUGAUCUAUUGUCAGGGAAAAGCGGUGGCUCCUUAUCUAAGAGAUAUGCAGUUGUUCCGGAUGAAACUGUCUCAGGACAAACUGUUAGUUCAAGCAGUGGAGAUAGGCUUGAUAUCAGUGUCCCUGAAAGUGAUGUCAAACGGAUCCGAGUUUGA
Molecule: messenger RNA, 1326 nt
Organism: Sphenostylis stenocarpa
Lineage: Eukaryota; Viridiplantae; Streptophyta; Magnoliopsida; Fabales; Fabaceae
Source: the annotation of a GenBank genome assembly